AUGUCUGAUGUUCCUGCCACCGAUUCGACGGAGCUGAAGGCUGGCCACCCGCCAGCAGUGAAGGUCGCGGGAAUGCGCAUCACCCAGAACAAGGUGACCCACCACGACAAGCCAGAGCCCAAGGUCGAGAAGAAGGAAGGCGAGGAGGAGGACGAGGCUGUCGUUGAGGCUCCGCCGAAGGUGGUGCUCUCUGUCUCAGGGGCAAUUGCUCGGGGAGAUCAAGACUUCCCAGCCAGCUCGGUGAAGGCGUUUCACGAGAAGACGCCUACUCCAGCGAACGAGUUUCGCCCGGUCCACAAGAAAAACGCAAUUCAGCAGCCGAAGAAGAUGUGA
Messenger RNA from Rhagoletis zephyria (snowberry fruit fly), 333 nucleotides. Lineage: Eukaryota; Metazoa; Arthropoda; Insecta; Diptera; Tephritidae. The record is from RefSeq and is a predicted model, not a curated record.